Helobdella robusta is the source of this 925-nucleotide messenger RNA. RefSeq lists its product as hypothetical. The transcript has 4 exons. The record is from RefSeq and is a predicted model, not a curated record. Bases 43 to 651 code for a protein of 202 amino acids. NCBI's taxonomy places the organism in Eukaryota, Metazoa, Annelida, Clitellata, Rhynchobdellida, Glossiphoniidae.
UUAAACUAUUAAGUCUUUGUUCUCUAACAGAUAAUAUCAUUCAUGGUAAUGUGCAUUAUUGCUGCUGUCUUGACUCCAUGCAGCCUUUCGUUUGGGAUCAUUUAUGCCACAACAAUCCCAAGAUACUAUUACGAAUAUGACUAUUACAGAGGAUAUAACCAAUAUCGUCCUUAUCAUUCUAACAACUGGAAUGAUUCUAUAAUUGCCAUAUCUGCUAUCAUGGCUAUAUUAUCAUGCGUUGAAGCUGUCGUCGCCAUUGUAUGCUCUGCACUCUGCUGCAGAGCAGUUUGCUGUUGUAGGAAAAAAGAAACAUUCAUCCAAGUGUACGAUCCCGCCACUCAGAGAGUUACUUUUAUUCCAAUUGUGCGUCACCAGAAUUUGAUGAUUGCGCCUUACGGUUCUGCCUUAGCACCCUAUAACCUUGCAGCACCUUAUAACCCUGGAUCGACAUAUAAUCCUGGAUCGACAUAUAAUCCUGGAGCCGCAUAUAAUUCUGGAGCCGCAUAUAAUCCAGAGGCGGUUGGACCAGUUCCAUCAACGGAUGUGGUUCCACCCUAUGACCAAUCUUUCAUUGGUUCACAACAAAAUAAUUUGCCAUCUUAUGAUGACAGCACUAAAAAAAGUGGAAACAAAGCUUUUGAAUUUUCAUAAAUUUGAACAGCUCUUUGAUAUACGAAUUUCAUUUUUACUUACAAAUGUUUAUGAACGUAAACCUUUUAAUCAAAUCUGUAGAGACAACUGUUUAAUUGACAUUCAGCUUAGCGAAUCAUUUUUGUUGUAGACUUGUUACUUUGUUAACGAUCCAGAUGCACAAUGCCUUUCUAUUUAAACUUGCUUCUAUUUAAUUUUAUACUUAAUUUUGUUAAACUUACUCAAUUUUACAAUUUUUGAAGUUAUUAAAGUGUUUUAUUUUAAAAAAUAAAAA